This is a messenger RNA of Physella acuta, 1527 nucleotides long. RefSeq names its product mRNA export factor. NCBI's taxonomy places the organism in Eukaryota, Metazoa, Mollusca, Gastropoda, Physidae. Gene Ontology annotation, molecular function: protein binding. The record is from RefSeq and is a predicted model, not a curated record.
UCUAUCAGGCAGCCGUCCAUAUUGUCCGGCUAAAGACUCUGACCAUUUGAACGUGAGAGUACUUAAGACCUGUGUGUGCCUUGCUUUCUUAAGUGAUUUAGUCUUCUAGUUUAAUAUUACUUGUCGCUAAGUAAUUCUAGAAACUACAGCAGUGUUGUGUGGCCUGUAGCUGUUCUUGAGACAGUGUAGAAAUCUGUGAUAGUGUUUUUUCCUACAUUGUAAAUUUGUAGAUGCUUUAAAACCUGUACCUUUCAUUGACCAAGAACAUCAAUAGUUAGAACUAAAGAAUCAUGUUCGGAGGAACAACCGGCUUUGGAUCAACCUCUCUGUUUGGAUCAACUUCUAACACAGCCAAUGCAAACCCUAUGAAAGAUGUUGAGGUGGCAUCACCCCCUGAUGAUAGUGUGAGCUGUCUGAAGUUUAGCCCAGGUGUUCUACCUUCUACAUUCCUUGUUGCUGGUAGCUGGGAUAAUCAUGUGAGGUGCUGGGAAGUUCAACAGAAUGGUCAGACAAUACCCAAGGCACAGCAAACACACACAGGUCCUGUUUUAGACGUGGAUUGGAGUGAUGAUGGCACAAAAGUGUUUACUGCAUCCUGUGACAAGACAGUUAAAAUGUGGGACCUGAACAGUAAUCAAGCCAUGCAAGUUGCUCAACAUGAUGCUCCUGUAAAAACAGUCCAUUGGAUUAAGGCUCCCAGUUACAGCUGUGUGAUGACUGGUAGCUGGGAUAAAACACUCAAGUUUUGGGACACACGUUCCUCUACUCCUAUACUCAGUAUUCAGCUACCUGAAAGAGUUUAUUGUGCAGAUGUGAAAUAUCCCAUGGCUGUUGUGGGCGUGGCAGGAAGGGCAAUACUUAUUUACCAGCUAGAUGUCCAGCCACAAGAGUUUAAGCGAAUGGAAUCUCCUCUCAAAUAUCAGCAUCGCUGUGUGAGCAUAUUUAAUGACAAGAAAACCAAUGCACCCACGGGUUUUGCCCUGGGAAGUAUCGAAGGACGGGUAGCUAUUCAGUAUGUUAAUCCAACUAAUCCCAAAGACAAUUUCACUUUCAAAUGUCACAGGUCCAAUGUUCCACCUAAUGGAGGAAUACAGGAUAUAUAUGCAGUAAAUGACAUAUCAUUUCACCCUACCCAUGGUACACUAGCAACAGUUGGCUCAGAUGGUCGCUUCAGUUUUUGGGACAAAGAUGCCAGGACCAAGUUAAAGACAUCAGAACAGUUUGAUCUGCCUAUCACUACCUGUUGCUUUAAUGCUCAAGGGAAUAUUUUUGGUUACGCUUCAAGUUAUGACUGGUCAAAGGGACAUGAGGGAUAUGAACCUCAAAAGAUGAAGCCUCACAUUUUCAUGAGGUCGUGCUUUGAUGAACUUAAGCCAAGCACAAAGAGAAAUUAACUCUCAUCAAUUAUAAAUAUAACAUUUGUUUUGGUACUGUUUUCUAUUACAUGAAGAAAUAACAUUUAAAUGAAGAUGUUUGAUUGUGCAUAUAAAUAAAAAAAAGCCAUUUGAAUAAAAUGUCUUAACCAAC